GGCUCCUUGUCCCCUUCCUUCACAAAACUGCAUGCAGUUGGCUGCUGGAUCUUCAGAGGACCUUUCUGUUGAGAUGCCACAUCAAGCUUGUGGCACUGAAGUAAGCCUUUCUCUUCAGAACAGUCUUCCUCAGGAUGUGGGAGAUGCUGUUCCCAAAGUGACUUUCUUGCCCCUCAAAGAGGGUGACCUGGCAGAAAUGGAUUUGGAGUCUGAUCAACCCAAGUCCUGUGGUGUUGAGGAACCGGUUGCAAGAUAUCCAAUAGACCACCUUGAUGGGGGUGUGACUAAUGUACAGAAGCUGACCAAUUCUUCUACUGAUGCAAAUGGCAAUCACAUGCUGCAUCAGCAGUACUGUUCUCCUUGUGAAAAGAAUGAUAGCCUAUUGACAGGCCCCUUGAGUGUUCAAACAACACCACCUCUACAGCCACAUGCUGGUGUACCAUGGACAUCCCCACUGCUACCUCCUAUUCUUUCCACCAUCUAUGAAGUGGAAACAGCAGAAGAGACCAGGUUGGAAGAUGACCUUGAGAGAGAGGAAGUUCUGAAGCCAGCAGACUGGCCGUGUCCUGAAGUCAUUGAGGAGCCCAGUGAGAGGGUUUUGACACUACAGAUUGAGCCGGUGAAAGUUGUGCAGCAACUGAUUAACCAGACGUUGCUGCUCUCUGGAGAUUGUAUGAAAUUACAAAGCAAGGUGACAGUGGACCAGGCAGAGCUGAGCAAAUGGACAGAUCUUAUAUCGCCACUAGAUGACUCCACAGCUAGCAUCACAUCAGUCACCAGCUUUUCUCCUGAAGAUAUCUCCUCUUCCCAAGGUGAAUGGACUGUAGUGGAGCUGGAGACUCAUCAUUAAUGCUUUUUUUUCUUGUACAUUUGAAACCUCAAAGGGUACUGGUAGUAAGUCAGUUGAAGUUAACACUACUUUUAAUGUCCAGGCUACAGGCCACAUGCUCUGGGCUUUGUGUGGACCUGAAUGAUGGUGAUGCUCCAAGGCCUCCCCAAUGUUUUCAAACUUGGUUUCAGGUCCAAGACAAAUAAUGCUUUUAUGGGAACCAGCCUUUAAGUACUACUGUCUUGUUUGUUCUUAAUUGUUUAAUGCAUUCAAUAGGUUUAGAGCUGUUUACAGUAUAAAGGCUUUCUGCUGGAUAUUCAACCUGCCAAGAACUCUUGUUCCCUGAGUUUGAAUGUUUUGUAUCUGCUCCGAAGCUGCCUGGAUUUCAAUGGCAAUCUCCAAUGAUAUCUGUUCCAACUUGAAUGGGUUACUUGUGAAACUGAGUUGGGUGCAACUCAUUUUAAUAUUUCUGGCUUUUUUGAAGAUUUGUAGCUCGGGUUCUAAGUUGGCUCACCUGAGCUGGUUGGUUUGUUCUUAGACAUGUCACCAUGCUCAGUAACAUCAGUGAGCCUCUGGUGAAGCACUAGUGUUCUGUCCUGCUUUCUAGUUGUUACAAUGGAUUUUUUUCCUCAGAUGGUAGGUGGGAUCCAAAUUAACAUUUCCUGAUGGUGUUCUGAUUAGAAUGUCAGGCCUUUAGGCAUUUCAUGUCUGUUUAGCUUAUCCUCGGAUGGAUGUGUUGUCUUAGUCCAAGUGGUGCCCUUCCUUCAUCUGUAUGUAAGGAAACUAGUGAUAGUGA
This is a messenger RNA of Chiloscyllium plagiosum (whitespotted bambooshark), 1625 nucleotides long. The record is from RefSeq and is a predicted model, not a curated record. Lineage: Eukaryota; Metazoa; Chordata; Chondrichthyes; Orectolobiformes; Hemiscylliidae.